Messenger RNA from Aspergillus aculeatus ATCC 16872, 1278 nucleotides. Its product is annotated as lipoate synthase. Gene Ontology annotation, biological process: lipoate biosynthetic process. The coding region runs from base 325 to 1278 and encodes 317 amino acids. The transcript has a single exon. Gene Ontology annotation, cellular component: mitochondrion. NCBI's taxonomy places the organism in Eukaryota, Fungi, Ascomycota, Eurotiomycetes, Eurotiales, Aspergillaceae. Gene Ontology annotation, molecular function: 4 iron, 4 sulfur cluster binding; lipoate synthase activity. The record is from RefSeq and is a predicted model, not a curated record.
GCUCCCUCCACGAACCGCCUACGGCUCCUCUGCUCGUCCCGACGAGUGACGACCGCCACCACCACCACCUCACCCAGCAGCACAUUCCUCACCCGCAGCUACGCCACGACCGAGCCGUCCUCCGCCACCGACAGCAGCAGCAGCAGCAGCACCACUACCACGACGACCCCACGCCGGCGCACCACCUUCACCGACCGCCUGAACUCGGGCCCCUCCUUCUCCGACUUUGUCUCCGGCGACGCCGCCGCCGACACCAUCGCCGACCCGAAUGAAGCGUACGCAUUGAAGACCGCCCUCGUUGGCCCCGCGGGCCGCAAGAAGGAAAUGACGCGGCUGCCGUCGUGGCUGAAGACACCGAUCCCGGACUCGAAGAACUAUCAGCGGCUGAAGAAGGAUCUGCGGGGGUUGAACCUGCACACGGUGUGCGAGGAGGCGCGGUGCCCGAACAUCUCGGACUGCUGGGGGGGCGGCGACAAAGCGGCGGCGACGGCGACGAUCAUGCUGAUGGGCGAUACGUGUACGCGGGGGUGCCGGUUCUGCAGCGUCAAGACGCUGCGGCGGCCGCCGCCGCUGGACCCGCACGAGCCCGAGAACACGGCCGAGGCGAUCAGCCGCUGGGGGCUCGGGUACGUGGUGCUCACGAGCGUCGACCGCGACGACCUGGCCGACGGCGGCGCCCGCCACUUCGCCGAGACCGUCAUCAAGAUCAAGGCCAAGGCCCCCAGUAUUCUGGUCGAGUGUCUGACCGGCGACUACAUGGGUGAUCUGGAGAUGGUCAAGCUGGUCGCCCGCUCGGGGCUGGAUGUCUACGCCCACAACGUCGAGACCGUCGAGGCGCUCACCCCCUUCGUCCGCGACCGCCGCGCCACCUUCCAGCAGAGUCUGCGCGUCCUGGACGCCGCCAAGCAGGCCCGCCCCGAUCUCAUCACCAAGACCUCGUUGAUGCUCGGGUUCGGGGAGACGGACGAGCAGAUCGCCGAUGCCCUGCGGCAGCUGCGCGGGGUGAAUGUGGAUGUCGUCACGUUUGGCCAGUAUAUGCGCCCCACCAAGAGACAUAUGGCCGUCCAUGAGUAUGUCACGCCGGAUCGCUUUGAGAUGUGGCGCCAGAAGGCCCUGGAGAUGGGCUUCUUGUACUGUGCGUCCGGCCCGUUGGUCCGCAGCAGUUAUAAGGCCGGCGAGGCGUUCAUCGAGAAUGUCCUGAAGAAGAGGCGCGCCGGGGGUACGGUGGGCGCGGAGCCCGUCGAGAAGAAGGUCCCCGUUGACGAAAUCGCUCGGUAA